AUGUCUGAUAGUUUAUCAGCCGCUGCUGCUGCAGCCGAAGACAAUGUUUCUGAUGAUGAAAAAGAAGAAGAACAAAUAACUAAUACUAUUCAAAAAAAAGAAGAUGCAAAGGUGGAAAAAGAACUUGAUCGUGUUACAGAUCGUGUUGAUGAAGAAGAUCUUGGUUCAGAAAAUAUAGGAAAUGCAUUAACAACUAUUAAUGAUAAACGACAUCGUGAUGAAUCAAAACGUAAAGCUGAACAAGCAGUAUUGGCUAAUGUUAAAAUUCGAAAAGAAGAUGUUGAACUUAUUAUCCAAGAACUUGAAUUACCAAGAUCAAAAGCAGAAAAAAUCUUACGUCAACAUCGUGGAGAUGUCGUAGCUACAUUGAAAGCACUUGUCAACGCUUAA
Molecule: messenger RNA, 390 nt
Organism: Rotaria sp. Silwood2
Lineage: Eukaryota; Metazoa; Rotifera; Eurotatoria; Philodinida; Philodinidae
Source: the annotation of a GenBank genome assembly